This is a messenger RNA of Sinocyclocheilus grahami, 2248 nucleotides long. It is a transcript of the gene rgl2, whose product is annotated as ral guanine nucleotide dissociation stimulator-like 2. Gene Ontology annotation, molecular function: guanyl-nucleotide exchange factor activity. Gene Ontology annotation, biological process: Ras protein signal transduction. Gene Ontology annotation, cellular component: plasma membrane. The transcript has 16 exons. The coding region runs from base 1 to 1779 and encodes 592 amino acids. Lineage: Eukaryota; Metazoa; Chordata; Actinopteri; Cypriniformes; Cyprinidae. The record is from RefSeq and is a predicted model, not a curated record.
AUGGGGUUGGGAAAUCCUCCUGGGGAGAGCAAAAGUAACACUCGUCAGAUGUUCAACAAGGCGGUGUGCAUGGUGUUCAGCACAUGGCUGAGUGACUAUCCUGAGGAUUUCCGCUCUCUGAACGAUCCCGCCUGCCUGCUGCGCUUGGCCGCCCUCCUUCCCACAGACACCUCGGGUGCUGAAAUCAAAGGCCGACUGCUGAGGAUCGCCGAGGAGUUAAGUGAGAAAGCCCUGCUGUCCGGCUCGCUCUCAGAUCCUACCAGAGGUGUGACAUCUCCUCCUGAUCCCUCAGAGUUUGAUGCCACUAGCAUCCUGGGAUUUCCAUCCAGUGUGAUCGCAGAGCAGCUGACCAGGAUCGAGACUGAUCUGUUUCUGAAGCUGGUGCCCUAUCACUGUCUGGGGUCUCUGUGGUCUCAGAGAGAUAAGAAGGGCCGGGAAGGAGCGUGCUGGUCGGUCAGAGCCACUAUCAAGCAGUUUAAUCGCUUAACGAACGCCGUCACAGCCUCGUGCUUGUGGAACACGGCUCUGAAGAGCCAACAGAGGGCAAGACUGCUGGAGAAAUGGAUCAGCGUCGCAGAGGCCUGCAGAAGCAGGAAGAACUUCUCCUCACUGUACGCCAUUCUAUCAGCACUGCAGAGUAAUCCCAUCCACAGACUGAGAAAGACCUGGCAGGAGACAGACAGAGAAGCUGUGAAGAGAUACGAGGAACUUUCUGACAUCUUCUCAGAGAAAGACAACUACUCCCAGAGCCGCGAGCUACUCAAAGAGGAGGGGACUUCAAAAUAUUCAAACCUUGACACUAAAAUAAACAACAGGAGAUUUACAGGGUCGUGCGCUCAAGGCACUGUGCCGUACCUGGGCAUCUUCCUCCGAGAUCUCACCAUGCUGGACACUGCAGUCAAAGACAGAUUAGAGAAUGGCUUCAUCAACUUCGAUAAAAGACGACGGGAGUUUGAAGUCAUUGCUCAAAUUCGCCUCCUUCAGUCCUCGUGUAAAAACAGCAUUUUCAGAACCGAUGAGACGUUUGUUCAGUGGUAUCACAGCGCACCUUCUCUGCGUGAAGAGGAAAGCUAUAAGCUGUCCAAUCAGAUUGAGGCACCGGGCGAGCCGAGUCCUGGCCGUGGCCUGAAUCCUACAGUGAUCAUCACACAGUGUCCAGAUGCUCUCUCAACCGUGGCAAAUACAACCAUGGAUGCUGAUGGGAUAUUUGACUUCCCGUCUCCUGUCAAUCACCUGCUGUCCAAGUUUUACAAGCAUGUGAAAUCCCCAUCUGUUUCCUGUCUGGAUGUUGAUUCGUCACCGCCACCCAAUGAUGCCACACCCUCCGUCCUGACCACACCCACUACAGCCGUCAAAUCACAUCGGCGGUCUGUCUCCUGCGGCAAUAACCCCACCAAUAACAAACGAGAGGCGGGGCCUGAUAUGAGAAUCGCCAGGAUACGGAUGGAUUUACACGACGGCAACUUAUACAGAAGCAUUCUGGUCACCAGUAAUGAUAAAACACCCACUGUAAUCAGUUCUGCAUUAGACAAGCACAACCAGAAUGCUCAAGAAGCCUCCAAAUAUGAGCUGAUCCAACUGCUGCCGGAGGGGAAAGAGUUAAUAAUACCUCCCACAGGAAACGUCUUCUAUGCCAUGUCUUCAGCUAGCGUAGACUUCCUGUUAAGGAGAAGAGGAGGAAAUACACCAACAGGGUCUCCGAAUCUUGGCAACGAAACCAGCGCAACCUUUCCACGAAUCAAAGCCAAGGGCAAAAGACUAGUCCGGACACUAUUUUAACAUAAAAACAGGAUAUUCACGUCCAAGUACUUUCAAAAGAAAAGACACAAAAUAUUUCAUUCAGAGCUCUUUGACGUAACUGUAGAAUUUACUCAAAUAAGUCAUUUUCAUAAGUCCUAAUAUUAGUAAUUUGAGUGAAAGCUUGGUUAAAAUGGCUAAAAAGGCUUGGUAACUAAGAUGUUAGUUACUGCUAAACGUUGCACUGUUUUUGCAUUUCAUAAAUCCAUGAAUUUCAAGACAGAAUCACGUACCUUUUGCUGAUGCCAGCAUUUCCAGUGCUUCCCCUGUCUACCUCUAAAGUUAGCAGUCCAUUGGUUAAAGACUGUUGUUCAAAAUCCUGCAUUAUUAAUGAACAUCAAAUGGAGAUAGAGCAGCUAAAAGAUCCCAGCAUAAUUAAAUAAACACUUACAGAAGGUACUUACACCUGUCUAACAUUUCAAAACACUGAACUGUUCUGCGUCGGCAAAAA